This is a messenger RNA of Acaulospora colombiana, 1902 nucleotides long. The record is from the annotation of a GenBank genome assembly. Lineage: Eukaryota; Fungi; Glomeromycota; Glomeromycetes; Diversisporales; Acaulosporaceae.
AUGAGCACCUCUGAGAGUGGCAAAGGUCCUAGACCCAUUAGGAGACUUGAGGACACUGUUGUGAACAGAAUUGCGGCUGGCGAGAUUAUUCACAGACCUGCCAACGCGUUAAAAGAAUUAAUAGAGAAUUCUUUGGAUGCUGGAGCAACUAAUAUUCAGAUUUUGAUUAAAGACGGGGGUUUAAAGCUUCUUCAGAUUCAAGAUAAUGGACACGGAAUCAGGAGGGAAGAUAUGGCCAUUGUAUGCGAGCGAUUUACUACGAGUAAACUUAAGAGCUUUGAAGAUCUGUCGCGCAUUAGCACUUUUGGCUUUCGAGGAGAGGCCUUGGCUAGUAUAAGUCAUGUGGCGCACGUCACCAUUACCACAAAAACAGCCGAUUCUAAUUGUGCAUAUAGAGCUUGUUAUUCUGAUGGUAAACUGAUUCCAUCAAAACCCGGAGCUAGUGCCGAACCGAAAGCGUGUGCUGGUAAUACUGGAACGCAAAUUACGCAAAGUUCAAAUCAAGUUGACGUGAAUACGCUGUCAACGGCAUCCAAAUUAGAAAACAUUCGACAAAUAUAUGGGAGCACGGCUUCAGAAUUAUUAGACUUGGAAAAACAUUUUCGCAAACUGGACCUUAAAGUUAACGGGUUUAUUUCCAAUGCGAAUUAUAACCUGAAGAAAAUGAGAAUUUCAAUUUCUACAGAUAGAGCUGUGGAAAGUGUAGCAUUGAAAAGGAAUAUCGAAGGUGUAUAUGAAACCUAUUUACCGAAAAAUUCUUAUCCAUUUGUAUAUUUAAGUUUGGAUAUAAAUCCACAAUGUGUUGACGUGAAUGUACAUCCUACAAAACGAGAGGUCCGUUUCUUAAAUGAAGAGGAAAUCGUUGCGGCCGUUGGGGAUGCGAUACAGGAACGUCUUGUGGGUGCUAAUUGUUCUCGAAUCUUUUUGACUCAGACUUUAUUACCUUGUUCAAAACAAUUGGAUGUGAGUGCAAACGAGGCAGAGAACUCGAUUAAGAAAUCAGGUAUAAUUAAAACUGAAGUUAUCGGUUCAGAACGAAAUCCACAUCAACAAGUUCACAUCAUAUUGUGUCAAUCGUUAGGCUCAAAGGUGUUGACCUAUAAAUAUGUUAGGACUGAUAGUCGCGCACAGACAUUGGAUCAAUUUUGUACACCUGAUAACAAUAUGCUUUGCAUACCUAAAAAGAAUAAAGGUUCCGACGUGGCAGCGUCUCCCGGCAGCGAAGAAUUAUUCUAUCAAUUGACUCUCCAGGAAUUCAGUAACUUUGCGUUCAUUCACUUAUCUACACCCGCACCAAUCAAGGAGCUUGUAAUAUUUGCCUUGGAGUCAAGCGUUCAACCAUCCGAGAAUUUAAAAUCCAAUCAAGAAAUUGCUCAGAUCAUUGUGGAUACGUUAAUCUCACGAAGGCAGAUGCUGCUGGAAUAUUUUUCGCUAACCAUUAGUGAACGGGGUGAAUUGGUUACCUUACCAUUGAUAUUAAAAGGUUAUGCACCAAAUCUGGACAAGCUUCCAACAUUUUUAUUACGUUUAGGUUCUGAGGUUGAUUGGGAAACAGAAUUGGGGUGUUUUGAGACGCUUUCUCGUGAAUUUGGCUUGUUCUAUGCACCCGAACCACCGCUACCAAGUGAUCCUCAAGAAAUUGCCGAACUUGGCGGUGUCAAUUCGAUGGAUGUUGAUCCUUUAGAGGAUCAAAUGGAAAGCCCAGAUGAUAAAAAUAUUGGUCAAACUACUGAACAAAGGCAGAUUACCGAGGUCUCCAAGUAUCGUUGGCAAAUCGAACACAUCAUUUUCCCGACAUUAAAAGGAAAUCAAUUUAUGGCUCCAGGUUAUAUUGCCGAAGAGGGUCAUGUCAUCCAAAUAGCUAAUUUGCCCGACUUGUAUCGCAUAUUUGAACGCUGUUAG